AUGCAGAAAGAAUACGUUGUUAUGGGCUUCCAGUGCUCAUUGUUGUUAGCAUUUUUCGCCGCGGCUCAGGUCUGGGCGCAGUACGGGGAAUGGACGCCGAGUUUUCACUGGACGGAGAAAAUGGACAUAAAAAACCCGGAAAACAGCCCUACCUUCAACAACCUAGAACUUGGGUCUCUGCAAGAUGCAUGGCAGGUCCUAGAAGAAACGUCAAAUAAUGCAUAUUUUUUGUUGCUUCGCAUCGACGUUCCCGUUUUUGAAAGAUGUAUCUCCGCAACAGCAAAGAUCACAGACGAUACGAACAAAACCGCAAAUUACACAAUCAUGAUUUACCAUUCGAGAAAGAAGACAUACGAGAAUGUCACACUACAAGUGAGAGCUCUGAAUCAAACUGACUACCCGGUUGAAAACGUCAUAAGGGCAAAUUUCAAUGGGACACUCCCAAAUGCUACCCCGGUUCCCCCAGGAAGCUACACGUACGCUGAGUGUGAUAACUCCACCUGUUAUUCCAGAAGUACUCCCUUUCCUGAUACGGAAAAUGCACGAGACUAUGGUGGUUCUAUGGGGAAUGUUCUAGAUGUAUUGUUCUACAUUCCGGAAAGUGCUGGCGAUUUUGACAUGUAUGUCGUCUACAACGAGCCGCAAUGUUAUAUCCUUAGGAAUCCCGCAGCCUCAGGAGGAUGCGACUUGUGGCUGAGAAAAACCGAGUUGAAAAAAAUAGUGGAUGACCACAAAGAUAAAAUUCUAGAAAAAGAAAAGGAACUGAUUGAGAAUCGUAAGAAAGAGCUUCGAAUCUAUGAAAACUGCACUGCUACAAAUAAACAAAAAGGAGACCUACAAGUUUACGUACAAGAUCAGAUUGAAAGAUGGUUUCAAGACAUCGUAUGGAAACAGAUUUCCCUCGACUGCGUUCUCGCCUUCAUGAUAACCUGUGGAAAGCCAAUAUUUAGAGCUUACAAUCCGAUAACCUGUAAUGCCUCACUAACAGGGCAAUAGGUGUCCAUUUCCUAGAAUUCACAGGCGUGAUUCUCAAUUGCA
Ixodes scapularis (black-legged tick) is the source of this 1038-nucleotide messenger RNA. RefSeq lists its product as uncharacterized. The transcript has 6 exons. The record is from RefSeq and is a predicted model, not a curated record. Gene Ontology annotation, biological process: symbiont-mediated perturbation of host defenses. The coding region runs from base 1 to 996 and encodes 331 amino acids. Gene Ontology annotation, molecular function: amine binding. Lineage: Eukaryota; Metazoa; Arthropoda; Arachnida; Ixodida; Ixodidae.